AUGCGAGGUGGAACUAAACUGCUUUUAUUCUUCCUGUUUGGAUUUUCUGUCUCAGAAGAGCAAACUUGCUCGUGGACAGAAACAAGUGAAGUUGACCCGGCAUUAAAAGAAUUUACGUACGACGUCGGUGACGGUCCCAAGCAGUUCCUUGCUUACGUAGAACCUGAUGUUUCGUCGUUUUAUCAAGAGCCGGAAGGAAGCAGGAAAAAGGUGAUUCCAAAAUUUAACGGCUUCGCUGCGAAGUUCAUCAAUCUCUCGAACAAAAAAGUGAAACAUUACUGGGAGGGAAACGGUGCAACAGUUCUCAUGAGAUUCUACACUCCAUUCUCAUCCGGUGGAACUGCCAGUUUCCCAGGCCAUCGAUUCUUUUUUACUCCUGAAAACGAACCUGACGUUCGACUGAAAGAGUGGGUCGUUGAGGACUAUCCGGCUGGUAAUAUUAUGGUGUAUGAUCCUUACCUUGUCGAGGGUGAUGAAGAAAAGACCGAAGCCAAUCUAGCAGUGUUAUCAACCGACGAAAGGGAGCUGUAUGACAUGUGGCAAAAGACGCUCUCCUUUCACGAACAAUAUCGUAACUUUACAGGUCGUUCAUGGUUGGCAAACUAUGGCACAGAGGCCCCCAAGAAUUUUAUGUGGAGAUCAGACUACUUUGGGCAAACUCAUUGGGUGACAACAAAAGAAACACAUUUUGCAGAAGUACCCCCUGCUGAUUUGCUGGAGCCGAUAUCGAUACAACCUAGUGCUCGAAUUUUGAAAGACUCGGAUGAGCGAACUCUUUCAGAAUAUCGCGUGAAAGGGCAGUCAACGAUGAACAUGACGCUACGAGCACUUUCUUGCGCUCCUCGGGUCUUUGAGAUCGAAAACUUCUUGUCGGAAGCUGAGAUCGAACACAUCUUGGAAUUGGCAGGGGGGAUUAACUUGAAGGCGAGUACAACGGGCGAUGUUGGUUCAAACUCGAACCGAAACAACGAAAAAGUGAAGCCGGAAGAAGGGACCAAAACUAGAACUUCUUUCAAUAGUUGGGUUCCUCGAGAGCGAUCACCGGUGCUGGAUGCGAUUUAUCGCCGUAGCGGUGACCUUCUUCGCAUUGAUGAGAGUCUCUUGCGGUACCGCGGAGAUGAUGAACAUCCUGAAGUUCCCACCAAAAAGGCUACCUGCGAAUCUCUGCAAUUGGUACACUAUGGCCAGACCCAAGAGUACACUAGUCAUCAUGACUUCGGGUAUUCCAGCAUUGACGAUCCUUACAAUGGCGCGAGGUUCGCAACUCUUCUCUUUUAUCUUAACGAAGAAAUGGAAGGCGGACAGACAUCAUUUCCACGGUGGGUGAAUGCGGAGACAUUUCGUGAGCUGCAAGUGGUUCCAAAAGCGGGUAAAGCAGUUCUGUUUUACAGCCAGUUACCUGACGGAAAUUUGGAUGAUUUUUCCCAGCAUGCCGCGAAGCCAAUCGUCGAUGGUGAAAAGUGGUUGAUCAACCUUUGGGUUUGGGAUCCUGUUUAUGAAACUUAA
Molecule: messenger RNA, 1506 nt
Organism: Cylindrotheca closterium
Lineage: Eukaryota; Bacillariophyta; Bacillariophyceae; Bacillariales; Bacillariaceae
Source: the annotation of a GenBank genome assembly